Messenger RNA from Trichobilharzia regenti, 1411 nucleotides. The record is from the annotation of a GenBank genome assembly. NCBI's taxonomy places the organism in Eukaryota, Metazoa, Platyhelminthes, Trematoda, Strigeidida, Schistosomatidae.
GGGAAACGGUACCUGCUGACUGGAAAGAAAUCAAGGUUGUACCUGUACAGAAAUCAUCUUCUGGAGCAGGUAUAAAAUUUAGACCAGUCGCUAUAACAUCUCCUUUUUUGAAAACUAUGGAGAAACUUCUUUUGUAUAUUCUUAAACCUUCUUUAAAAGCUUUUAAUGACCCUAAGCAGUUUGCUUAUAAGUGUGGAAGAAGUACAUUAGAUGCAGCCAUUGUACUACACCACAAUAUUGUUUCCUGCCUUGAUAAGGGCGCUAAGUUCGUUCGAACAGCUUUCUUAGACUAUACUGCAGCUUUCGACUCUGUUCCUAGGACACUUUUAUUAGGAAAGAUGAUUUCAGCACAAACAGAGUCCUGGGCAACUAGAUGGCUGUCUUCUUAUUUUAAGGAUAGGAAACAGCAUACUGUUUUGGCUGGAAAGCGCUCCACUUCCCAGCUAACUGAAAGUGGUGUGCCUCAAGGUGCAGUACUUUCUCCAUUUCUUUUCUCUUUCUUUCUGCAUGACCUUCCGAACUCACCCAAAGUUAACUUCAUUAAGUAUGCUGAUGACCUGACCGUUUCUGUCCCUGUAGUUUCCACAUCGGAUUGUUCCUAUAUGAAUGGCUUCCUAGCUGAAGUUAAGGAUUGGUCUGGUUCAAAUGGCCUUAAACUAAAUCCAACUAAAUGUAACACUGUUGAUUUUAGCUUGAGAAGUGAAAAAGUCAUGCAUGGAUUGAUUCAAUCUAAUGAUUGUUGUAAUAUUGAUGGUACCAUGAUUGAGAGUAAGUCAAGUGUUUCUUAUCUUGGCAUUAGUUUCUCGUCAAAUCUUUGCUGGUCGUCUCAUAUUCUUAUAGUUUCUAAGAAAGUUUUCCGUCUGACUUAUUACAUAAAGAAGUUGAGACACUCAGGUAUAACUCAAUCUCUUAUCAUACAAUUUAUUAAUUCAUGUGUUUUGCCCAUCAUUCUUUAUUGUUCUCCAUUAUUCUUCCCUGGGCUACUCAAGAAAGAUCAUAUAAUACUACGAAGAACAUUGAGGGCUGUAAGUAGGGUCAGUGCUAUCCCUUUGACUGAACUAAGUGACACUGUUGUCAAUAGGCAUAUGAAUUCUUGUAAACACUUAGCUAAAGUUAUCUUAUCUGAUAGUGAACAUCCUCUUUAUUCACAACUGUUUCCUUGUAUCUCUUCGGGUAAGACCAGAAGAAAUUUUAUAAACAUUUAUGCUCGUACUACAAAAUAUAAAAAUUCGACCGUUCCAUAUUUGGCACGAGUAUUGUGUGAAGAGACAAAUAUCAGAAAAGAACUUUUACAACUUUUGAAUCAGUAACUAAACUAUAAAAUGUAAUGAUGCAUAUUAAUGCAAGUGUUAUUUGUUAUAUUAUUUAUUUAUUAUUCACUAUGACCUAGAAAUGGUAUGAUUUUGUUGGG